AUGUCUGCCCCUAAGAAGAUCGUCGUUUUGCCAGGUGACCACGUUGGUCAAGAAAUCACAGCCGAAGCCAUUAAGGUUCUUAAAGCUAUUUCUGAUGUUCGUUCCAAUGUCAAGUUCGAUUUCGAAAAUCAUUUAAUUGGUGGUGCUGCUAUCGAUGCUACAGGUGUUCCACUUCCAGAUGAGGCGCUGGAAGCCUCCAAGAAGGCUGAUGCCGUUUUGUUAGGUGCUGUGGGUGGUCCUAAAUGGGGUACCGGUAGUGUUAGACCUGAACAAGGUUUACUAAAAAUCCGUAAAGAACUUCAAUUGUACGCCAACUUAAGACCAUGUAACUUUGCAUCCGACUCUCUUUUAGACUUAUCUCCAAUCAAGCCACAAUUUGCUAAAGGUACUGACUUCGUUGUUGUCAGAGAAUUAGUGGGAGGUAUUUACUUUGGUAAGAGAAAGGAAGACGAUGGUGAUGGUGUCGCUUGGGAUAGUGAACAAUACACCGUUCCAGAAGUGCAAAGAAUCACAAGAAUGGCCGCUUUCAUGGCCCUACAACAUGAGCCACCAUUGCCUAUUUGGUCCUUGGAUAAAGCUAAUGUUUUGGCCUCUUCAAGAUUAUGGAGAAAAACUGUGGAGGAAACCAUCAAGAACGAAUUCCCUACAUUGAAGGUUCAACAUCAAUUGAUUGAUUCUGCCGCCAUGAUCCUAGUUAAGAACCCAACCCACCUAAAUGGUAUUAUAAUCACCAGCAACAUGUUUGGUGAUAUCAUCUCCGAUGAAGCCUCCGUUAUCCCAGGUUCCUUGGGUUUGUUGCCAUCUGCGUCCUUGGCCUCUUUGCCAGACAAGAACACCGCAUUUGGUUUGUACGAACCAUGCCACGGUUCUGCUCCAGAUUUGCCAAAGAAUAAGGUCAACCCUAUCGCCACUAUCUUGUCUGCUGCAAUGAUGUUGAAAUUGUCAUUGAACUUGCCUGAAGAAGGUAAGGCCAUUGAAGAUGCAGUUAAAAAGGUUUUGGAUGCAGGUAUCAGAACUGGUGAUUUAGGUGGUUCCAACAGUACCACCGAAGUCGGUGAUGCUGUCGCCGAAGAAGUUAAGAAAAUCCUUGCUUAA
Messenger RNA from Saccharomyces cerevisiae S288C, 1095 nucleotides. RefSeq names its product 3-isopropylmalate dehydrogenase (gene LEU2). The record is from RefSeq and is marked reviewed. NCBI's taxonomy places the organism in Eukaryota, Fungi, Ascomycota, Saccharomycetes, Saccharomycetales, Saccharomycetaceae. Bases 1 to 1095 code for a protein of 364 amino acids. Gene Ontology annotation, molecular function: magnesium ion binding; oxidoreductase activity, acting on the CH-OH group of donors, NAD or NADP as acceptor; NAD binding. Gene Ontology annotation, biological process: L-leucine biosynthetic process. Gene Ontology annotation, cellular component: cytoplasm. The transcript has a single exon.